This is a messenger RNA of Apis mellifera (honey bee), 1084 nucleotides long. RefSeq lists its product as uncharacterized. The transcript has 5 exons. Bases 30 to 713 code for a protein of 227 amino acids. The record is from RefSeq and is a predicted model, not a curated record. NCBI's taxonomy places the organism in Eukaryota, Metazoa, Arthropoda, Insecta, Hymenoptera, Apidae.
UUCUUCUUUUUUUCUUCAAUUAAUAAAACAUGCGUAAAAGUUGCGAAAGGUACGAGGAAUGGAAAGCGGAACGAGCGUUGAAGACGAAAAUUGAGGAGAAGAAGAAAGAAAGGACGAGACGUAAGAAAUUAAAAAAGAUCGAAGAGGUGGAGGAGGACGAGGUGGACGAAUUUGGUAAGAUUCGAAAGUGUAAAAAAAGGAAGGAGGUAAAGAGGGAGAAGAAGAAGAAGCCGAGACAAAGAGUCAGGAGAAUUUACAAACACAUACCGGAAUCAGAAUUAAUCUUAGGAUGUAUAAAACCAUCCGUGGAAGUGAGGGAAUACUUCCUCAAUCCACGUCACAUUCCAUGCAUGGGUCUUACGAUACCUCCAAUGUACAUAUCGGAACCACCGCCGCGUAAGAUUUUGAUUUUAUUAUACAAUAUAUUCAACGUAUCUGACUCUUUUCCUAAACUCUCAAUGCGUUAUCCGUUUCUUUUUUUUUUUUUUUUUUUUGCGACAGCGAUAACUCGCAUGCCUGAUCGAAGAAAAAAACCGUACAUAACUGUUCUCAAAAAAUGGAAAAAAAUACCGGAAGAGUCGGAUUUAGACAGUUCAAGCGAAUCUAUCUGUUCCUUCGACAGUGAAAUAUGCCUUGCAGACGUGAAGUUGACAUCGAAGGAUUUCAAAAAGAUCAAGAAAUCUCAAGAGCAACGAUUCGAGGAAAUCGAAUGAAGAAGAAAAAUAAUUCUUUUUUUUCUCCCUUCGCUCCCAUUCCGAUUAUAGAAUCCGUAGGAAUAAUAGAAAUAUUCGCUUCGUUGGAAUAAGAACAAGGAUCAUCAAUCGUGCGGAAUUCGCGUGGGAAAAAAAAGUAAAUAAAAACGUAAUUCGCACGAGGAACUGCUCCGUUCAUCUCUGCCAACAUUCUGCAAGGAUUGUUCCACGAAUCAUUUAAUCCUACUAUGCGACGAAAGGUUAAGAAUAUAUUCAUUGCAUCCUUAGGCUGCGCUUAAUUAAUAACAAGGCUACAAGAUGGAAGAGAAGAUUACUUGUUAGAAGAUAAAAAAAAAUUAAUAAGAAACAGAAUUUUCCUAUUUGAAAAAGUU